Molecule: messenger RNA, 1348 nt
Organism: Cantharellus anzutake
Lineage: Eukaryota; Fungi; Basidiomycota; Agaricomycetes; Cantharellales; Hydnaceae
Exons: 5
Coding region: 138-1028 (296 amino acids)
Source: RefSeq, a predicted model, not a curated record
GGCAUUUCCCCUUCCAACUCCCCCCCAUAAUCGUACGAACGUGGCUCUGGGCAUCACCACGUUUUAGGCGAAAGAUCGAUGAUGGCUUCGCAGCGGGAGGCGUCCAAUUCCUCAUAACCGUCAAUGCCGCCUCUGAUAUGCGCCCUCCCCUAAAGAGCGCCACUGGCAGCGCACUCUUCAUUAUCAGCCAAGUCCGAAAGUUCCGGCAGAAUAAGAAAGAAUGGGAGGGCUUUGGGAAAUACGUCGUCGAUAACGUAGCCAAGGUAGUUGUAGCCGUAAGGACCUAUGACACGUCAGCGCAAGAGGCAACGUCAUGGGUGGAGAGCGCUACAAAGCUUGAUGGUGUGCUACAGACGAUUAAGUCCGAAAUCGAUCGAAGACUCGCAAAAACAGAGAAUCGGUCCGCUUUAAUAAAUGCGUUGUCCCGCCUGAGAGAUUCAGGAAGGAUUGACGGCCUUAAGAGAGACUUUGAUGGAGCCUUGGCAUCGUUGCAGUUUCAGAUGAACUCGACGAUUGGUGCCACAUUGCCAGCCAUGGAAGAUAGUAUAGGCCGUCUACAGCGACAAAAUUCCUGGUUUCUUCGACACCCCAACACCGACCAUUAUGAUCCAACUGGGCCAUGCCUGAACGGCACCAGGGUCGGUCUCAUUAAGCGCAUUAUGACCUGGUGUCGCAAUACUGGCGAUAAUGAGAAUCGGCUCAUGCUACUGACUGCUGUGGCCGGCGCUGGCAAGACUUCGAUUGCGCUCACGGUAGCAGAACAAUGUGAAGAGGAGGCUACCCUGUUACUGUCCUUUUUCUUCAAAGCUGGGGAACAGUCGUGGCCCGAUCGUCUGCUCAGUGGUAUAGCCUCAGCUCUAGAAGACCACGAUCCGGUUUACGGCGAUCUCAUUGCCUCCGCCCGUCGGAAAGAUCCUACUCUCUCGACGGCUCCACUCCUGAUACAAUUCAAGAAAUUGGUGGCCUCGCCCCUCCUCCAUAACCCCCCCCUUCCAACCGUCCCAUGGUGGUCAUUAUUGACGCUUUAGACGAAUGUAACAACAAAGCAUUCGAACCCCUUGCUAAUAUUCUUCGGGUGGAAGUUCCCAAAUUACCGCCUUCCAUAAAAUUCUUUAUCACAUCGAGACAAUUUAAGCCCGUUGAUCGCUUCCUCUCACCCCAUCUUCCUAUCAAUCACCUUACCAUUGAUCUCUCGGAUGACGCGAACGUGCAGGACUGCGCUACGUACAUACGUUCGGAGCUGCAAAAACUGAAGGAUUGUCACCCCGAUGUACGGGAUAAACUGCAGGACGAGCAGGAAAUGGUACGGGAGAUCUUGGAACGAGCAGGUGGCUUGUUUAUUUGGAUC